AUGGGACACUUGUGUAGCAAAAGUGUUUCCGAUGUCAACCACGACACUGGAAUUUCCGGCGGCAGCCAUACGAGAUCUUCGCAUUCCGGUGCCUCUCCGAUCGCUUAUGGAGAUAUGACUUCGGCAGUUGGAAUUGAAGAUGUUCGUAGGGAGGUUAAGAUAUUGAAAGCAUUGUCUGGGCACAAGAAUCUGGUCCAAUUCCAUGAUGCAUUUGAAGACGCCAAUAAUAUCUACAUGGUUAUGGAAUUGUGUGAAGGAGGAGAACUGCUGGAAAGAAUAGUGUCAAGAGGAGGAAGAUAUCCUGAACAAGAAUCCAAAACUAUUCUUGUGCAGAUCCUUAAUGUUGUUGCAUUUUUUCAUCUACAAGGAGUAGUCCACCGUGACUUAAAGCCAGAGAACUUUCUUUUUGUGAAAAAAGAUGAGAACACAGGACUCAAAGUCAUUGAUUUUGGUCUAUCUGAUUUUGUCAAGCCAGGUAAGAACUUCUGGUCCUUAUGUAUGUUCUUGGCUUUGUUCUGUUCAUUGAAUAUUUGCAUAUGAUGUGAAAGAUUGGUAGGGAGAGAUUCUUUUAAGUUCCCACGUCGGUUGGUGGAACGAAACAUUUUUUACGAGGGUGUGGAAA
Cucurbita pepo subsp. pepo (vegetable marrow) is the source of this 622-nucleotide messenger RNA. The record is from RefSeq and is a predicted model, not a curated record. Lineage: Eukaryota; Viridiplantae; Streptophyta; Magnoliopsida; Cucurbitales; Cucurbitaceae.